Fusarium oxysporum Fo47 is the source of this 906-nucleotide messenger RNA. Its product is annotated as oxidase ustYa family protein. Lineage: Eukaryota; Fungi; Ascomycota; Sordariomycetes; Hypocreales; Nectriaceae. Gene Ontology annotation, biological process: mycotoxin biosynthetic process. The record is from RefSeq and is a predicted model, not a curated record. The transcript is spliced from 3 exons. The coding region runs from base 1 to 906 and encodes 301 amino acids.
AUGUCUUGCAAAGAAGAUAGAGGUUCUGAUGAGAGCCUUCUUGGUAGCAACAGAGAGAGUGAUGAGAUCGAAUGGGCUCCGCCGACCCAGCGACGGAAUUGGAGAACACAUUCUUGGGUUGUUCUGAACCUUCUCCUCUUCCUGAUAUCUUUGGGUCUCUUUAUUGCUGCCUCCUUUAGGUUCGGCCCGGAGUCUGACAUGGAUCACAUUCGCCAGACUUCCUUCUACUCUCCUGUUUUGGACUCGAUCAACUUCAAGAUGAGGCCCAUUGAGACGGAGGGCGGCUUAUUCGAGGCGAAGAACCCUUCCAAAUGGCGCAACUCUCUCAAGCCUGAUCCAGAAGUUGAUGAAGCAUGGGAGGAUCUGGAAAUCAUUCGUGUUUUCCCUAUCAACGAGGCCGAGGUUCGCCGACUGGGCAAAGAUCCAGAGCUCCUCGUCAAGUUCCCACCAGAGUAUGGCCUUGGCGACAACGCUUACAUGGCUCAAAUCGAUAUGUUUCAUCAGAUCCACUGCCUCAAUCUUCUUCGUCAUCUGGCUUGGGCCGAGUAUAACCGCAAUGGUACAGCAAAGAAGCCUUUUAGCGACUUGCAUUGGAUUCAUGUCAGCCAUUGCACAGACAUAUUGAUGCAAAACCUCAUGUGUAAUGGCAACCUGGACAUCAUUACGUUCAACUGGGUCGAGACUCAAACCAAUCCAUUUCCAGACUUUGCUGUCAACCAUCAGUGUAGGGAUUUCGAUGCGAUUUAUCAGUGGCAGGACAAACACUCAGUGCCAAAGGAAUGGGGGCGGAAUGUCACUCGGCCAGCUGGUGCAAAGCAGAUUCCAAUUAGCGAGGAGUAUUAUCGUAUAUAUGGCAUCGAGAAGCCGCAGGACAUGAUGAACUUCAACUAUCAAUCAGUAUCCUAG